Neofelis nebulosa (Clouded leopard) is the source of this 4805-nucleotide messenger RNA. It is a transcript of the gene NFIX, whose product is annotated as nuclear factor I X. Gene Ontology annotation, molecular function: DNA-binding transcription factor activity, RNA polymerase II-specific; RNA polymerase II cis-regulatory region sequence-specific DNA binding. Gene Ontology annotation, biological process: regulation of transcription by RNA polymerase II. The transcript is spliced from 11 exons. Bases 457 to 1941 code for a protein of 494 amino acids. Gene Ontology annotation, cellular component: nucleus. Lineage: Eukaryota; Metazoa; Chordata; Mammalia; Carnivora; Felidae. The record is from RefSeq and is a predicted model, not a curated record.
UUGGGGGUGGUGAUUGGGAGGUAGGUUUUGAUUUUGAAAUUUUGCAUAUUUUCCUUCUCUCUCUUUUUUCUUAAACUGAAAGAGGAUGCACAGGAGGCGAAAUUGAACAUUUUUUUUUGUUGGCUUUUGUUUACCUGGCGUGUGUGGCAACCGGCUCGCUCCCUCUCUCUGCUUGCUAUCCCUGACCUUUCUUUCUUUUUGCUCCUUUUCAAAAAAAUAUUAAUUUCCCCCUUCUGUGCAAUGGAGCGUGGAGGGGGGAGGAGGGGGAAGGGUUUGAGAAUCCACCCAAGCCCGGCCCCUAUUCCCCAGAACACCAAUAAUAACCCCCUUUAAAACAUUUACCUUCCUCCCCUGCUCCUCCCCCUCCCCCCUCCCCCCACCCGCCCCCAACUCACAACUCUGUUGAGUCCAGAAGCUCAGAAUCGGGCGUUGGGCUUUGCCGGGUGCUUCAGAUCAAUGGAUGAGUUCCACCCGUUCAUCGAGGCGCUGCUGCCUCACGUCCGCGCCUUCUCCUACACCUGGUUCAACCUGCAGGCCCGGAAGCGCAAGUACUUCAAGAAGCACGAGAAGCGGAUGUCGAAGGACGAGGAGCGCGCGGUGAAGGACGAGCUGCUGGGCGAGAAGCCCGAGAUCAAGCAGAAGUGGGCAUCCCGGCUGCUGGCCAAGCUGCGCAAAGACAUCCGGCCCGAGUUCCGAGAGGACUUUGUGCUGACCAUCACGGGCAAGAAGCCCCCCUGCUGCGUGCUCUCCAACCCCGACCAGAAGGGCAAGAUCCGGCGGAUUGACUGCCUGCGCCAGGCCGACAAGGUGUGGCGGCUGGACCUGGUCAUGGUGAUUUUGUUUAAGGGGAUCCCCCUGGAAAGUACUGAUGGGGAGCGGCUCUACAAGUCGCCCCAGUGCUCGAACCCCGGCCUCUGCGUCCAGCCACAUCACAUUGGAGUCACAAUCAAAGAACUAGAUCUUUAUCUGGCUUACUUUGUCCACACUCCAGAAUCCGGACAAUCAGAUAGUUCAAACCAGCAAGGAGAUGCGGACAUCAAACCACUGCCCAACGGGCACUUAAGUUUCCAGGACUGUUUUGUGACUUCCGGGGUCUGGAAUGUGACGGAGCUGGUGAGAGUAUCACAGACUCCUGUUGCCACAGCAUCAGGGCCCAACUUCUCACUGGCGGACCUGGAGAGUCCCAGCUACUACAACAUAAACCAGGUGACCCUGGGGCGGCGGUCCAUCACCUCCCCUCCUUCCACCAGCACCACCAAGCGCCCCAAGUCCAUCGAUGACAGCGAGAUGGAGAGCCCCGUCGAUGAUGUCUUCUAUCCUGGCACAGGCCGCUCCCCAGCAGCUGGCAGCAGCCAGUCCAGUGGGUGGCCCAACGAUGUGGAUGCAGGCCCGGCUUCUCUAAAGAAGUCAGGAAAGCUGGACUUCUGCAGUGCCCUCUCCUCUCAGGGCAGCUCCCCGCGCAUGGCUUUCACUCACCACCCGCUGCCUGUGCUUGCUGGAGUCAGACCAGGGAGCCCUCGGGCCACAGCAUCAGCGCUGCACUUCCCCUCCACGUCCAUCAUCCAGCAGUCGAGCCCGUAUUUCACGCACCCGACCAUCCGCUACCACCACCACCACGGGCAGGACUCGCUGAAGGAGUUUGUGCAGUUUGUGUGCUCGGACGGCUCGGGCCAGGCUACCGGACAGCCCAACGGUAGCGGCCAGGGCAAAGUCCCGGGGUCAUUUUUGCUACCGCCGCCGCCUCCAGUGGCCAGACCUGUGCCCCUUCCUAUGCCUGAUUCCAAAUCCACCAGCACUGCCCCAGACGGCGCCGCCUUGACUCCUCCAUCACCUUCAUUCGCAACGACAGGCGCCUCCUCUGCCAACCGGUUUGUCAGCAUCGGACCCCGGGACGGCAACUUUCUGAACAUCCCACAGCAGUCUCAGUCCUGGUUCCUCUGAUAAGAUCGACAGAAGAAAUGACAAAAUGUAAAGAAGAGGUUCCUCAAACGGGGGGAGAAGAAAUUUUGAGACGUGGAAAAAUCCCCCAGCCCAGCCCCACCGAAAAAGCAAAAAUUAGACGUCGUCAGCCACUCAGCCCUUCUCUCCUCCAGCCCGGGGACCCCUGCAGGCCCCCAGAAGCAGCCCAGUUCUCGGAGAGCCCUCAGAAGAGGUCUCGGUGGAGCUGUGCACCAGCAGCCAAGCAGAAAGAAACAUGCAAAACGGACUCUGUUAAGUAGAGGACAGAAAGAAAGAAAGGAUGCGGCAGAACUGCCUUUCUCCCCUCCCUACCCCGCCCCAACCUUCCGGGGAAGGAACAAAAUCAACCCAGCAAAGCAACCAGCACGGUUCUAAAGGGCCUCUCCUCCACCGUCACCCUUCCUAGGGGAACCCCACCCCCAACUCAGUCCGGGAGCUUCACUAGGGAGCUCAGAGGACAAGCUUGUACAAAUGACGGGGUGCAGAUCCAGAGGGUUCUCCCUCCAGACUCUGCCUCCUCCCUGCCUGUCUCCCUCUCUCCCAACCCCCUCCCCACCCCCACUGCCUUGGCCUCUGGCUUCUCCCCGCCCCCCCCCGCCCCCCACCCCCCACCCCCAGCUGCUUUGGACUAGGUGAGGCACGGUGGCUUCCAGGUUUCCCUGCCCUACCUUUGGGCUAGAAGGCCCCCCCUCCCGCCGGGGCGGCCAGGAAGCGUCCUCUGGAGCUAGCUUCUUGCUCCUGGAAUGGAGGGCGUUCUGCCACUCCACCCUGAGCUUCGGGGGUAGUUUCAGGGCCCCAGACUUCUCUGUACAGUCCACAGGAAAAAGUCGGAAUGCUACAACAGCCUGUCCCAGCCUGGGACAGGCCCCCUCUUCCCUCCUCUCUGCAGGCCAGGAAAAUCACUCUCUUGCCACGCCACAAGUGAGGGGAGGCGGGCCCUAGGUCGCCCCCACACCCCAGCCCCGCAUGCAGGUGCCCUCGCUCCGCCCCACCGGUCCCUGCCCCUGCCCCUCACACAGACAGCCCUGCUGUGGCCGGGGCCGGAGAGUGGAGCAGAAAGGGGACCCCGGAGCCGAGCGAGGAGGACGAGGCAGCCGCCACUGCCAUUGGCUAAGCCGCCACCUGCGCUAGGUAGGCGUCCUGCUCGCCGACUUUCAGUUCCUUUGGAGGGUGUUGGGUGUUGUCCUUUUUCAAAAGUGUUUUGGAGCUUUCUCUGUCCGCCCCCCCCCCCCAGCCCCACUUUCUCCACCACAUGGGCCUCCUGGCCACUUCUCUCUGGAUUUCAGCUGUAAUGUCUUUACUCUUUAUUUAGGGGUGGGGCAUUCAUCGUUUGGGUUUUUUGCUGUUGCAAUUGGGAACUCCUCCAUUUGAGCAACUUGGGAACAAUUUGGUAACACACGACAGGAAGUAGCUCUCCUCUCCCCCUCCCUGCAGCCCCUUCCUCCUCCCAAGGGAUGGAUGGGGGCCUGUCCAGAGGGUCUUCAGAAGCCCCCUGGGAGGGAGGGAAGCAAGAGCAUGCCCAGCCCCCCCUCCAGGGUGUGACUUGGCCCCUCUGGCUUGUCUUUCUGUGCCUUACUCCCUCCUCCCUGCAUCUCCCUUCCUAGGCCCCCUUCUCGAGUCCUCGUGCCUCUCUCUCUUUCUUAACUGUAUGAAAACACAAAGCACAGGUCAGGAUCCUCUGAAAGUCAGUCAACCCAACAUUGCACCGCAGGGGCGGGUUGUGGGCUUUAUUUAUUGUGAAUCUAGUUUGCGAGGCUGUGGCCCCAGCAGGGAGGGAGGGAAGGAGGGGAGGGAGCUGGCUGGGGAGGCAAGGAGGGCCCUUACCUGGGGCAGAAGGGGCCAGCGCGCCGUGCGGUGCGGUCCUCGACUGGAAGCCACAAGGCGGCUGGCCCCAGGAGUGGCUUUUGUUGGAAGUUGAGCGAAGGCCCUCCCCCCAUCCGCGUGCAGCCCUCGGGGAAGACCGGGACUGAGAAGCAGGGGACAGGGGAUCCCACGGGAGCCUGGGGUGGGGGGCGUGGGGAGUAGGGCGGGGGGUGGGGGGGCCGGGUGGGCCGGGCGUGACGCGCGGUCAAAGUGCAAUGAUUUUUCAGUUUGGUUGGCUAAACAGGGUCAGAGCUGAGAGGGGAGCGGAAGGGACCCCCUGCCCGGCCGCACGCGCCCCUUCCCUCGAAGACAAUCGGGGCCGCGGGCGCGGUGGGCCCGCGGGAGCCGGGGUCGGCGGGGCGCCCGCCCGGGCGAGGUCGGAAGCUGCAGGCCAGCUGGGCCGGGGCGGGAGCGCGCCCGGCGGGGCUGCCCGGGCGGGCAGGGGUGGGGUGGGGGUGGGGGGCCGCUCCUUUCCCAAGUGUCGUUGUGAGGGGCAGGCGAGGGGCUACGAGGGCGACAGGAGAUGUGGGGACGUGUUAGAAGAGAAAAAAAAAACCCACAAAAAAUAUAUAUGGGGGAAAUGAACUUUUUUUUUUUUUUCAUUGAACCAAGUGCAAUGCAUCAGAGAGUUUUCCUAUCUUUGUAUGUUAAGAGAUUGUUAAGAAAAAUUCUAUUUUUGUUGUAAUGUCCUCGCGGCUCUGGGGACGCUAAAAGAACUGGGCCCGCCCCGCCCUGCGCGGGGAUAACGAAAGCUGAGUGUUUUUUCCUUUUUUUUUUUUUUUUUUGUUCGUUUUAAGUUUUUUUUUUUUUUUUUUAAGUCGUUUUCCUGCGUUGACGAGGAUGAUCUGGGGUUUUUAUUUGUUUCGUCGUUCGUUCUCGGUUUCGGUGGGAGGGCUGAAGGAAACGUUCACAUUUUAGAGUUUAAAAAAAAAAACACCUCGACACUAAAAAAAAAAAAAAAAAAACAAGAUCAAAAAGGAAAA